GGAGCUUUAAGAAAAAAUCCACAUGCACUGAUACACAGUGUAUACGUGUGUGUGUAUACAUGCACACACCUCUCCGCCAGAAGCGGCGGCGCUUUAACAGGACGGCAACCAGACAACCUGGAGGAGGAGAUUUCUCCUUUUGCAAAACAAGGGGAGAUUAUUGCAAAGUUUUAUUUGCAGCAGCUGGGAGUGUGUGCAAAGCGGAAUUUCUGCAAAGGCUGGGAGGGAGCGGUACGGGAGGCCGGAGACCGCAAGGGGGUGGGGGGAAAUGCAGCGGGCAUAAGGAGCGGCGGAGGGCCAACGGCAGCGGGUUUUUCUUUUGCAUUCGGUGCGGCCGGUUGGAAUGGCGGAGCCGAGCCCGGAAUCGGACGUGAGGAAGUGCGGGGUGCUGCGGAAAUGGAAGAGCCUGCACCGGCGGUACUGCGUGCUGCGGGCGGACAGCGACAGCGGCCCGGCGCGCCUCGAGCUCUACGACAGCGAGAAGAAGUUCCGCAGCCGGGGCGCGGGCCCACGCCGCGCGCUCCCGCUCAGCGCCUGCUUCACCGUCAACAAGCGGCGCGACGCGCGCUCCCGCUACCUACUCUGCGUGUACACGCGCAGCGAGAGCGUGUGCCUGGCGGCGGCGGGCCCUGAGGAGCAGGAGAGCUGGUACCGGGCACUCACCCUGCUGCUGGGUAAAUCUCAUGUAGAAAAUGGGGACUCGAAUUACACCAUGGUGCCUGGACCACCUUUUAAGGAGGUCUGGCAGGUUAACCUUCGACCCCGGGGCCUGGGCCAGACGCGGAACAUGAGCGGUAUUUACCGGCUGUGCCUGACAGAUAAGACGGUCAACCUGGUGAAGCUGAACUCUGAUGCUGCAGCUGUAGUGCUGCAGCUGAUGAACAUCCGUCGGUGCGGGCACUCGGAGAAUUUCUUCUUUGUGGAGGUGGGGCGCUCGGCGGUGACCGGCCCUGGGGAGUUCUGGAUGCAAGUGGAUGACUCGGUGCUGGCCCAGAACAUGCACGAGACCAUACUGGAUGCCAUGAAGGCCAUGAGCGAGGAGUUCCGGCUGCGCAGCAAGAGCCAGUCAUCGGGCUCCAACCCCAUCUCGGUGCCAUCCCGCAGGCAUCACCAGCUUCCGUCCAACCCGCCCCCUAGCCGGGUGGGCUUCACCAUGAGGCGGGGAGUGCCCACCUCACCCGGGCAGCGAUCCAGUUUCGCCCGGGCGCGGACACCCAGCGACGGCAGCGGCGCUGCCUCCUCCUCUUCCUCCCGCCCCCCCUCUGCUGACGAGUCACCUUCCAGCCCUCCACCUCGCCAAGGAACGCCUGGGGCCCAACCUCCCCCGGUUCCGUCCCGCUCAAUCUCUGACCCGGCCUCCAGCCCUCUCGGCCUCCCCCAUGGUGGCUUCUCCUCUUCCUCCUCGUUGCCCUCCUCCUCCCCCUCCUCCUGCUCCUCCUCCGAUGGUGAGGGUUACGAGUCCAGCCCUGGCUCGCCAGCUGCGGGUGGACGGAGCCCACUCCAUGACUAUGUGGCCAUGGGGUGCGGCCUGGGCUUGGCGGGGCACCGGCAGUCGCAGUGCCAGCGGCGUUUGCUGAGGAGGGCUGGCAGCCGUGGAGAGGAGGAGGAAGAGGCCGACAGGGGCCUCAGCAAGCAGGCCUGGCCAGCCAGAGUUCUCCCUGAGCCCACUGAGAGAGGCCACAGUCAGGCAGCAGACCAAGGUUAUGUGGCCAUGCUGCCUGGGGUGGUGCCACCAGGAGAUGGUGAUGACAAUGACUACAUGGCCAUGACCCCCAAAGGCCCUUCUGCCCCUCGGCGGAUUGAGAGCCCGGGGUCAGCAGCUCUCACGGGAGGCUACGUGCUGAUGUCACCCAGCGGGAGCUGCUCGCCAGAUGGCUGGGCCCGGCCCCUAGGGGGCGGCAGUGGUAUGGGAGGGGUGGGUGGUGACUACAUGAACAUGUCACCUGCUAGCUGCUCAGCCUCCAGCACCACCCCCUCCUGCCACCAACGUUGCACCCCCAGGCCUCGCAAGGUUGGCCCCACUCCCCCUGACCACCACCCCCACUGCUACCAUUCCCUGCCCCGCUCCUACAAGCAGCUUGACCCGGCUCUCUCUGCUGCCUCGGGACACCUCAUAGCCUCCUCCUCCUCAGGCUGCCUUGCACCCUGCACCUCGGGCCACUUUGCACCUUCCUCCUCUACCUCCUCCUCCUCCCCAGGGCGCCUUGCGCCCUCUUCCUCCUCAGGACGCCUCACCCUCUCUUCCUCCUCCUCAACAGGCAGCAGUGAGAGCUUGACAGAGGUUGAAAGUGGGCAGCACCUUACCUGCCGCCAGCCUGGACCGUCCCUUGACCUGGUGAGGGCCACCACCCUGCCUCGGCGGAGAGAGUGCUCGCUCCCUGCUGAGCCCCAGAGCCCGGGCGAGUACGUCAGUAUCGAGUUCCGGGCCCCACCGGGUACCGCCUGCUCCCCAGCUGGGCUUGCCCCAUCCGUGGGAGGACCUCGAGUGACUCUCUCUGAGUACAUCAACAUGGAUUUCAGGCCUGAGGCCCAUCCUCCACUUGGCCUGGUGAAGAGCUCCCGUGGGGCCCCGGCCCAGACCAGGCGGAGGCUAGGCAGUCCAGUUCCUGGUGACUCAGCCUGCCCCCUGGUGGCAGCCUUGCCAGAGGUGGCCCUGGACUCCACUGAGGAAGCGGGUCCUGGACCCCACUCUGGAGUCCGGGGUAUUUGUGCCGAGCCCCAGCGACGCCGCCGUCAUUGCUCCGAGACCCUCUUGACUACCCCCCAUGACUCUGGGCCCUCAGCGCCCUGCUCCCAUCUCCCUAGACGCAGGGGCUCUACCUCCUUCGAGGGCGCCGAUGAUGGAGAUGUAGCCACAGAGGCUCCGUGUGCCGGAAUGUCGCGACACAUGUCCAUUGGCUUUGAGAAUGGCCUGAACUACAUCGACCUGGACCUGGGAACGGACAGCGUCUGUGCUGAUAUGUGUGCCUCGCAGCCGAGACUUUACACCCAAACCAAUGGGAGUGGCACCUUGAACACAUAUGCCAGCAUCGACUUUCAUAAAUCUGAAGAAUUGAGAAGCCAUAAAAGGAACAAAGACGAUUGUUGAUUUGGGCCGCUCCCUUGCUUUCUGAAGCACUGAAGGAACAUUCUUCAGCUGAGCAACCACUCUCACCUACGUUCCCUCACCCUCAACCAGCCAAACAAACCUCAUACGACCCACACUUACCCCCAACGAACAGUCUUCAGCCAUUUCAAGCUACAGCCAACUCACCUCAGGAGCUGGACUUCACAAAUAACGUAAUACUUUAACCCUGUACAUCAGGAUAUUGUGUGUUACAGACUUACCCACUUCCUGUUUUGAACUGCCUCUUGAAAGUGGACAAGUGGAUAAUUGGAGGAGUUUGAGGGGUUGUGGAGGGAAAGUAGUGAGAAUAAAUAAGGUGGCCUCGCCAAUCUUCAAAGCCACAAAUUACCCAUCAUUCGGGAACUGGACCAGCUUCCUUUGUUGAUUCCUCUGUGCCUGGUUACAGGCUGAGAUAACAAUGUGUAGGGACAUGUGCAGGAAGCCAUGCCAUUUGAAGUAGAGAAAUGACCCACACUACAACAGCUGAAUGUUUUGCAAACUACCCUUGCCUAACUUGAGAAUGUUGCCGUUGUGACUGUCUUUGAUGCUUUUCUUUAACGUUGCCUGUUAAUCUUCUCAAAACUCGUUGCCUGUUAAGUCAGCUGCAGUCGGCUUGUUACGCCUUUUGUGUAUAGGGAGAGCAGGUGCAAAUCGAUCAGUUUGAACUUUAGAACUCAUGCCCUCCCUCUACCUACCAUCCGCAACCAAUCACAAGAGAAUCUGGAAGAGAUGCAGUGCUGAAGAGGUGACACUCCUGGUGCCUUCUGAAUUCAGCUUUUCUUGGACGAAGAUGGCCACUUGCCUGGACUGGCAAGGGCCUGCUUCAGUUACCAGCUCAAACUUCACCAGCACCCAGUGACUUCGCCAGCCAGUGCCCUUUGGCGUCAUGCACCCUGCACACAGAAUCUGACCCCCCUACCAAGGGGUGUUUGGAGUGCGUGCCUGUGUGUGUGUGUGUGUGUGUGUGUGUGUGUGUGUGUGUUAGGGUUUCAUAAAGAGCAGCAUUGUGCGCUUUUCCGCUGGGCAGCGGGUUCUCACCACAACCAAAGGGACCUACACCAAGUGUCGCCAACACUCACUUGGCCAUAUUCUUGGCAGUUUCACCAUAAAAUGACCUCCAAAUGUUGUGCUUUCCUGCCAUUGGUCACCCAGCAUGUUCAUCCUUGUAACACCCUGAUUCCCUUGCUGAUUGGUUAAUUAGCAGAGUCUCAGCUGAUUGAAUGAUGGUUGACAGUGAUCCCUUUUAUCCCGAUAUUCCUAUAUAUUCACACAAUUAAUAAAUGUUAAGUUGAAUAAUUAAAUGAAUCACUUCUUUUCAAGCUGCCCUGAUUUUUUUUUUUGCCACUCGUUAGAGGGAAGCUGCUUUGUGGAAAUGAAUGACUGACUCCUGGCCCUUCAGACACAGUACUAUACCCAGGAGCCACUGAGUUAGUGCCUAGUUAGCAGGAAGACAUGGUAGAAGGGUGUAAACACAGCAGAGGAUGUUUUUACAAAGGAUUAAUGCUGUCCACCUGAAGCUGUAUUAUUUUGCCACAGCUAAAUCGACAUUUUACUAAAGAACUGUGAAUGCAGACGAUCUGAAACAAAAACAGAAAUUGCUGGAGAAAGUCAGCAGAUCUGUCAGCAUCAGUGGAGAGAGAAACAGAGUUAUAACAUUUCAAACCCAGUGACCCUUUUUCACAAGGUUCUGGAGAAACUAAACUCAAAACGUUAGCUCUGUUAUAACAAAGUGUAGAGCUGGAUGAAUACAACAGGCCAAGCAGCAUCAGAAAAUCUGAUGAAGGGUCUAGGCCCGAAACGUCAGCUUUUGUGCUCCUAAGAUGCUGCUUAGCCUGCUGUGUUCAUCCAGCUCCACACUUUGUUAUCUCAGAUUCUCGGGUAUCUGCAGUUCCCAUUAUCUCUGAUACAACGUUAGCUUUGUUUCUAUCUUCACAGAUACUACCAGACCUGUUGAGUUUCUCCAGUAAUUUGUUUAAGUUUCAAUUCUUUUUUUGUAACUGUGCUAGGAGUAUUUAUUGGCAAAAUAUCUAAACGGCAGCUACAUGGGAUGUAUUAUAUCAAAGGGUUUAUCCUCAGUGUCCAUUAACAUUCUCUGCAGCCAUUCAGUGAGUCAUGGUAGCUUGAUGUACUGGGCUAGGCCAUCCCUAAUUGCCCAGAGGGCACUUAAGAGUCAACCAUAUUGCCGUGCUCUGGAGUCACAUGUAGGCCAGGUAAGGAUGAUAGAGUUCCUUCCCUGAAGGACAUCAGUGAACCUGAUUGUGAUAUUUACAACAAUUAACAAGGUUUGCCAUUAAUCUGACUUCAUUCCUGAUUUUUAGUGAAUUCAGAUUUCAUCAUCUGCCAUGGUAGGAUUCAAACCCCUGUCGCCAGAACAUUAGCCUGGGGUUCUGGAUUAACUGGGUCCGAUGACAAUAACAUUGCGCGACAGCCUCCCCAUCCAUUGGCAGCCAAUAGCCCCACAGUUGGAGGCAAUGGCAUUUAUCAACUAUCACCUUUUGCAUCCCAUUCUAAAGCUAAUCACGUUUUUUGGAAUAGAGACUGUGUUAGUUUUACCAAUGUACAUUUAAUUGCUGGGUUAAUCUAACCAGUAAUGUAGCUGAAGAGCAUUUUAGGUUGUUUGUUGGCAACUAUUCCCAUCAUUACUCAAUCCCAUUCGGACACUGCUCAUCCAUGCUCACCUCCUUUGCUCAAAAUAUUGUCUCUUUCUGGGCUACAGAUUUAAAUGAGUGCUAGCCCCCCUAUCACCAGAUGACUGCACCUCAACCUUUCGUGUUGAAAGUGGGCAUUGGGUUUUGAUGAGCAGUUUGCCCACGAUGGGAGGAGUCUGUCCAGAUUUUGAAGUGUCUUUCAAAUGUUCCCAUGCUUCUAGCUGGUGUAGAAACUGUCGAAUGGGGAGUUUACUCUGGCUGAUUCACCUCCCUCCCCAGAGCAAGGGCACAACAAUAUGUUGUACUGUACCACCAAUACUAGCUAAUUUUAUAUCAGCUUGUGUACACGAGCUCCAUAAAGUUCACAGGAACAGACUGCUGCUGGGGACUCAAGCUAACGUCCUGAUGUAAGACACUGCGUCCACGAUGGUGCUGUUUAACCUACAGUGCUUUCCACAGUGCCUUCUUUGCCUCUUUCUGAAAGGCUUUGAUCACUCACGACAAAAGUAGUCUUAAAAUCAUCUAUGCUGCUACUGCUCAUUUCAAAAUUCAUUUAUGGGAUUUGUGUGUUGCUAGCUAAGCUCAGCAUUUACUGCCCAUCUCUAAUUGCCCUGAGGGCACUUAAGAGUCUACCACAUCUCUGUGGGUCUGGAGUAAUGUGUAGACCAGUUCGGAUUUCCUUCCCUAAAGGACAUUAGUAAACCAGAUGGAUAUUUAUAACAUUUGCCAAUGUUAAGCAUACUUUUUAAUUCCAGAAUAAUGUUGAUUUCAGAUUUUAUCAACUGGGAUUCUCCAUAACAUUAGCCUGGAGUUCUGGAUUUGUAGUCCAGUGACAUUAUCACUAUGCCAGAAGCGCCCCCAGUUUACUCACCCAGUCAGUCUUAAAUCAUAAGCUUCAACUAAGUCCACUGACCAGUCGUAGGAGUCUCUCCAGCUGACAUUUAUCUUUUUUUAACCACCAAGUCUCCCCCCCGACCCACCCACCCGAGGCAGCCCCAUCAUUUGUGUUACGUUGGCGACGGGUGCCACAUUUUCUUCAUAUCCAUAACACCAGAGGAUAUGAGAGCAGAAGGAGGCCAUUUGGUCCAUUGAGUCUGCACUGGUAUUCAGUGAGAUCAUGGCUGACCUGAUAAUCCUCAACUCCAUUUUCCUGUCUUUUCCCCAUAACCCUCUGUCCCCUUCCUGAUUAAAAAUCUGUUCAUCCCAACCUAUCUUCAUCAGAGUCACUAUUGGAUGCAUCCUAGAGCACGCAGGCAGCCAUUGGGGCUGUUUGUCACAUGACCCUCUCCCCUUCUCCUAUUGGUAGCCCAAUACAUUUAUCACCAUUUAACCCUGCUGCUGAUUGGGCAGCAAACUGAGCCUUCACUCCUGAUUGAUUGCUACAAUGGCAGUCAGUCAAACCGCCAUUUUGGCCAUGUGCCAAUCUUUGACACUUGUAUAUAAGCACAGAGGAAAUAUUAAAAAGAAUAAAAACAACAGUUGGAUUGUACGACUUCUCUCUCAGUUUGUUAGCUGCAGCAGAAGGUCUGCCCACUAUCCCUGGAGGUUGGGAAGCCUUAUCAACAAUCCACCUCCUUCCUCGCAACCUUACGAAGACAGUUUCCCAAUUCGAAUCCAGUAAGCUUUUCUCAAAAUAGGAAGAAGCUUAACCAAAAUCCUUCACCCUCUGAGCAUCACAUUAGCCUGUGGCCUACCCAACAUGUAUUCAUGCGACUGAGAAAGCAAAAACAAAUUCAACAGAGUCUCAAAAGUGCCUAUCUGGAGGACCACAGUGAAUACAUACAUGUACAUUUUCCUUAUCUCAUCCUUUCUGCUAGACUCUGAUGUAAAAAUGGAUUCAGGGUCUAUAUGGGGCGUUUGGUUUCUCCUCAUCCAGCUCCAUCCCACUCUGCCUAGUCAAAAACUGUGUAUACCCGACAUGUCAAAAAGUUAGUCAUGUGAGCCUGGAUUCUUACUGGCUGAAUGACUCCUAAUGCAUCUUGUGCUUCUUAUUGUACAGAUACCUGGAGUGAAGUAUAUAACCGUUUCUUUUUUGUCCCUUAAAAAAAUUGCAUUUAAAUGUUUGGGGAGAAAUGCGAAUAUCUGAUUUUUGGGCAGAUUUCCAUAAAGAUGUGGUCAAUGCUUGGAGCAAGAUACUUUAUGUUUUAAAUCUUGUUGAUGUCACCAAUGCUGUUUGGCAAUAAAGUUUUCUCUGUAUUACUGGCA
This is a messenger RNA of Stegostoma tigrinum, 7959 nucleotides long. RefSeq names its product insulin receptor substrate 1-like. Gene Ontology annotation, molecular function: insulin receptor binding; phosphatidylinositol 3-kinase binding. Gene Ontology annotation, biological process: insulin receptor signaling pathway. The record is from RefSeq and is a predicted model, not a curated record. Gene Ontology annotation, cellular component: plasma membrane; cytosol. The coding region runs from base 344 to 3088 and encodes 914 amino acids. The transcript has 3 exons. NCBI's taxonomy places the organism in Eukaryota, Metazoa, Chordata, Chondrichthyes, Orectolobiformes, Stegostomatidae.